This is a messenger RNA of Phytomonas sp. Hart1, 1185 nucleotides long. The record is from the annotation of a GenBank genome assembly. NCBI's taxonomy places the organism in Eukaryota, Euglenozoa, Kinetoplastea, Trypanosomatida, Trypanosomatidae.
AUGAAGAUAUUUCAGGUCACAUUAAAGAGUAAAAAUAAACAAUUGAAGGAACGGGACAAUUUUGUGGGGGCUUCUUUUUUUUUUAAUAUCACGGAUAUCCCACAAAUGGAUUCCACUACUGGGCGCAAGCGGCGUGUUUCCCGUCACAUUAGUGAACUGUCGAACAACGAUGCUGAAGAUAGAGAACAAGUUUAUUCAAUCGACAGCAACGGGUCUAACUUGGAGUAUCAUGACGAUUACGGCUUUCGCAUCACCGCGCGUGAGAAGCUGGCGGAGAGUAAUUACAAAAGACUACACACACCAUCGUACCAUUUCACCCAUCGCUGGAUGGAUAUCUUAAGCGACUGGGAUCAGGUUCCAUUGAAGAAGAAGAAAAAGUACUGUCGAAUGGGCAGUCCGCAAGACAUCCGGGGCAAGGUAUGGCAGCUUCUUCUCGGCACCUUCAACAUCCAGAACACCCCAGGGAAAUGGGGUGUUUAUAUUAGGUUAAAGUCUAAACCAUUAGCAAAUAAUAUUUCAGAUGUCAUUGAACGGGACCUAGGUCGAACCUUUCCGACUCAAAUUAUGUUUGAGGACGGUACGAAGAAUAAUGGAAGGGAUAUACUCCGCAACAUCCUCCACGCCUAUGCAAAUUAUAACACUCAAGUUGGGUACUGUCAGGGAAUGAAUUUUCUUGUGGCCACUCUGUUAUUGCAAAUAUCUGAUGAAGAGAGCACAUUUUGGGCUUUUUGUGCUUUGAUGGAUAACCAACUUUAUCAGAUGAAGAGCCUUUACGAACCAGGGUUUCCACAGCUACACUGCUGUUUUUAUGUAUUGUGUAAGCUUCUAAAACUACAAAACAAAAAGGUGUACAAACGCAUGAAGGAGCUCAAUAUCGAGGGAGUCCACUUCGCCACUCACUGGUUCCUGUCAAUUUUCACUUAUCAAUUCAAUUUCAGAUUGAUUUCAAGAAUUUGGGAUAUGUUCUUGUGCGAAGGUUGGAAACCAAUCUAUCGUAUUGCGCUUGCUUUGCUGUCGAUGGAAAAGGAGCAAUUACUAGCACAACACUCCGAUUCUGACAUGCUUAUGGUACUCAGUACUAUUCAGGAGGGAAAAGAUCCGGAUGAGCUACUUAAGAACGCCCUUUCGGUUAAAUUUCGAACGAAGAAAGUUCACAAAUACAUUAAAAAAUUUCAGAAUCGGUAA